AUCAGUCUGUCCGCUGCGCAUAGUCGAAACGGAAGGAAAAUCGCUUUAAUUCUCUGUGAUCUGUGUUUGCGUGUUGAACUCGAGUUUUCAGUUCGUUGUUAUCUGUUCAAUUUCAUUUGGAUGUGCAAUUGCCGACGCUAAAAAUAUAUACGUAACGCGUGCAAGAAAUUGAGAGUAUUGCCCGACGCUCAACUAAAUUACAAAAAAGAAAUUUUAUUUCAUAUAUAAACGCCACGUUCUCGCGUUCUAACAAACUCCCCAAUAAAAAACACACUCAAGCAGCACAUUACAUAUACUCGACCACGCUGUAUAAUUAGUUACUAGCCGUUGAUAUUUCCAAUACGCCGCAUAGCAACAAUAACCAUAUCAAACAUUUCGAUAAUCUGAUGUGACACAAGUUUUUGCAUCGAAAUAGCCGUGUGUGUGUGUGUGUGUGUGUUUGGUUCCCAUUCGCCGCCAAUCAAACCAAUCGCAUUGAGAGUGUAAUCCGGGAAAAGUUAUACACACCUAAACCUGCGCCUUUUCAAUGUAGCCCUUCAUGGAUAAUUAACACGUGAGCGUUGUGUGACUAUAUAGCAAAAUCGUGUUAAAAUCGUGUUCGCAGUGGCUGAAUUUAGCAGCGAUCCAACGAAUAGUGUCAUCUCGAACCCAGACACCCCCCACACCCCCUGCGAAUUUCUCUUAUUUGUCGGCGCGGAAUUUGCCUGAGUCACGAGCCAUUUCAAUUUUCCGAUAUCUGUAUCUGAAUCGUAACAGAUCACAUGAGUGUCGGGCAGGCGGUUGACAUGGGUGAGGACCCAGUAAACAGAGCUCCACGCGAGAUACUCACUGAACUUCAAGCUUCUUCAAAUGGGUUGACUUGUGAUAUUGCUGCUUCCUGGACCCGGGAAACAAAAGGGAUACAAAUUGAACCUCAAAAGACAUAGCCAAGCUGCAAUAAAACCAUCGCCAAACCACCGCCGCCAUUUAAAGUCAAUAGUUAGCACGAAUAUAACCACCUAGAAACCGUUGGAAUCUCUGCUUGAAAGCAGCGCACCACCCAUGAACCAAUCGGCCAAGGCGCUCAACAGCGUGGCCACCGAGAUCAGCACCUCCUGCUCCUCCAGCACCUUCACCAACCAUCCACAGAACCACCUGCACACUGGCCACCUGAUUGCCCAUCGUCUUGGACACUCCUACGCCGCUCGUGCCGAUCACAAUUAUCUGGGAUAAGUUCUGCAAUUGGAAUCUGACUGGUGAAACACGUUUCUCGAGAGGAUUUUCCAUUUUUGCAUCGUAGCAGCUUCACGACGGCCGGCACAAUGUUAAAAGUCGUUGGUGCAUCGUGGCAAAAAACGCGGAUAGGGACCUACAUCCUAAUCGGUGCUGGUCUCUUGGUCAUCGGAGCCUUCUUCAUUGGAUAUAUGGAGAGGCCGGAGUACGAUGGCACCUACUGUGCCACCGCUCUGUGGACCAAGCAGGUGGGCUUCCAGAUUGAAAACUGGAAGCAGCAGAAUGAUCUGGUCAACAUUCCCACGGGUGUUGGCAGGAUUUGUUAUAAGGAUUCGGUUUAUGAGAAUGGUUGGGCCCAAAUCGAAGUGGAGACGCAAAGAACUUAUCCGGAUUGGGUGCAGGCCUAUGCCGCCGGAAUGCUGGAGGGCUCGCUGACCUGGAGGAACAUCUACAAUCAGUGGUCCAAUACCAUUUCCUCUUCUUGCGAGCGCGAUGAAAGCACCCAGAAAUUCUGCGGUUGGCUCAGGGACCUUUUGACCACCAACUACCAUCGCCUGAAGAGGCAGACUGAAAAGGCUGAGAAUGAUCACUACUGGCAUCAGCUGCAUCUGUUCAUCACCCAGCUGGAGGGCCUGGAAACUGGCUACAAGCGAGGAGCAUCCCGGGCACGAUCCGACUUGGAGGAGGAGAUACCAUUUUCCGAUUUUCUGCUGAUGAACGCCGCUGCCGAUAUUCAGGAUCUCAAGAUCUAUUACGAGAACUAUGAGCUGCAGAAUAGUACGGAACAUACCGAGGAACCCGGAACGGAUCAGCCAAAGAACUUCUUUCUGCCGAGUGCCACCAUGCUGACGAAGAUCGUCCAGGAGGAGGAGUCGCCGCAGGUACUACAGUUGCUCUUUGGUCACAGCACGGCUGGAAGUUACUCCUCCAUGUUGAGAAUCCAGAAGCGGUACAAGUUUCACUAUCACUUCUCGUCGAAACUGCGGAGUAACACGGUGCCCGGUGUGGAUAUCACUUUCACUGGUUAUCCUGGCAUUCUCGGAUCCACCGAUGACUUCUACACCAUCAAGGGUCGUCAUCUGCAUGCAAUCGUAGGAGGAGUGGGCAUCAAGAACGAGAAUCUGCAGCUGUGGAAGACGGUGGAUCCGAAGAAGAUGGUGCCCUUGGUGGCUCGUGUAAUGGCCGCCAAUCGGAUAUCCCAGAAUCGUCAGACUUGGGCCAGUGCCAUGUCCAGACAUCCAUUUACGGGAGCCAAGCAGUGGAUCACCGUUGAUCUGAACAAGAUGAAGGUGCAGGAUAAUCUGUACAAUGUCCUUGAAGGCGAUGACAAGCAUGACGAUGCUCCAGUAGUGCUGAACGAAAAGGAUAGGACAGCCAUCCAGCAGAGGCACGAUCAGCUAAGGGAUAUGGUUUGGAUUGCCGAGCAGCUGCCGGGCAUGAUGACCAAAAAGGAUGUUACUCAGGGAUUCCUGGUGCCCGGCAACACGUCCUGGCUGGCCAAUGGAGUGCCGUAUUUCAAAAAUGUCCUGGAGCUAAGCGGCGUCAACUACAGCGAGGAUCAACAGCUGACGGUGGCCGAUGAGGAGGAGCUGACCAGUCUGGCGUCGGUGGAUAAGUAUUUGCGGACUCAUGGAUUCCGUGGUGAUCUGCUGGGCAGCCAGGAGUCGAUUGCCUAUGGCAACAUAGAUCUGAAAUUGUUCUCCUACAAUGCCCGACUGGGCAUCAGCGAUUUCCAUGCCUUUGCGGGUCCAGUCUUUCUGAGAUUCCAACAUACUCAGCCCAGGACUCUGGAGGAUGAGGGCCAGGAUGGUGGUGUUCCACCCGCCGCAUCCAUGGGCGACGAACGGCUCAGCGUGAGCAUCGAGGAUGCAGAUAGUCUGGCGGAAAUGGAACUCAUCACGGAACGGCGAUCUGUGCGAAAUGAUAUGAGAGCCAUUGCCAUGCGAAAGAUUGGCAGCGGACCCUUCAAGUGGUCAGAGAUGAGUCCCGUGGAGGAGGGCGGUGGCCAUGAGGGGCAUCCUGAUGAGUGGAACUUUGACAAGGUCUCGCCGAAGUGGGCGUGGUAGGCGCUGAGGAGCAGGUUUCUUCUUUUAACCCGUAGAACCCAAUCGAAUUUGUACCCAAAACCCACCUCCAUCCAUUUUGAAAACUGGAAAGCAAUAAUUGUCCUAGAUUUGGUAAUUAGUGUCCUGUCUUGUCUCGUAUAAUUUGUGUGUUCCUAGUUGGUACAUAUCUUACGUCCAUAGUCUUCUAGUGUCUACUGUACUUAUGUAUGUAUGCGUGUCCAAUCGAUUAUUGUCUUCCAGCUGUACAGCUUUUUAUUUUCCGUAGGUCUUUUGUAAAUUAGCAACGAAAUUGGAAAUAUAUUUUUUAGCAACAAAUUUUUGUACUUUAGUAACUAUUAACAAAUUGUAAAGAAAAUAAAAACAAAAUCAUGAAAAAC
Molecule: messenger RNA, 3655 nt
Organism: Drosophila melanogaster (fruit fly)
Lineage: Eukaryota; Metazoa; Arthropoda; Insecta; Diptera; Drosophilidae
Gene: lama
Product: lamina ancestor
Exons: 6
Coding region: 1302-3278 (658 amino acids)
Cellular component (GO): extracellular region
Molecular function (GO): glycerophospholipase activity
Source: RefSeq, marked reviewed